This is a messenger RNA of Cadophora gregata, 1602 nucleotides long. RefSeq lists its product as uncharacterized. The transcript is spliced from 3 exons. Gene Ontology annotation, biological process: peptidyl-L-cysteine S-palmitoylation; protein targeting to membrane. NCBI's taxonomy places the organism in Eukaryota, Fungi, Ascomycota, Leotiomycetes, Helotiales, Ploettnerulaceae. Gene Ontology annotation, cellular component: extrinsic component of endoplasmic reticulum membrane; endoplasmic reticulum palmitoyltransferase complex. The record is from RefSeq and is a predicted model, not a curated record. Bases 1 to 1602 code for a protein of 533 amino acids.
AUGAAUUCCGUUAGAGAAGAGGACCCUUCGCGAACGAUUAGCGCCAAUUUUCUCCUGCAGCAAGACGACACUCCAAUUAGCAUCAACAUCACGACCACGACAACGACGACCACCACCACCCAACCACCCGCGACAAUUCUUCGUGAACGACGUCGACGACCGUCGUCGUACAACAGAAACGCUUCUUCCCGCCGGGAAGUCCCCACUGCCGUCAAGGCACCGUUGAAACGGCGUCGCAGGCAGGUCCGCGUCACCAGCCCGACACGCUGGAGUCUGCGGAACGCUCUGAUCGGCGGCGGGAAUCCGGACCUGAACAACGCCUUCGCAUCGCCGUUUCGAAGCCGCUCAGGCACGGGAGGAAGUAGCAUUGCUCGCGGACGGCCUCGUCGUCCUAGUGCUGCGCGACUCUGGAAUCCGAGUAACUCUACACCGCGAGGGCCGUCGUCAACGCGUCGGACACAGCAGGGCGAGGACAGGGUCAUAGCCAUCCCGCUACAACAUCCGGAUCUCAACUCGCCGCGAGAGGGCGCUGCUGCUGGGGGAGAGUAUCCGCUUCUGACGCUGCCGGAGCAGAGACAGAAGAGGCAUUCGGGAUCAACGAGGGCGAGUUUGCAGGUUGAGAGGAGUGGGAGCUCGACUGGGACGAAUAGGGUUUCGCUACCUAGGAGUGUUAGUAUUGAUAUUUCGCAGAAUAGGAGCGGUGAGAAUUCGCCGAGGGCUGAUAAAGGGAAGGGAAAGGCUGUUGAUGACGAACGAGAGGAUACGCUGAAGCAGUUGGAACAGAGGCCGAUUACGGGAUAUAGGAAGCGAGGCCAAACCAUUUCGAGUGUCGUUGCGCAGGAGACGUCGGGAAUUUCUUUUGAGAAAGGGAAGGGCAGGGAAAAUAUGUCGGGAGAUAUUGAACGUGGGCCUGAUGCCCUUGGGUCUUACGAGGAAGGGGGAACUUCGAAUCUGCCGAAUAAUGGCUCACGUACUUCUUUUCAGUCGGGAAUUGGGGCUGCUAUGUCGGAUACUAGUUCGAUUAUAGGAUCUGAUGGACCGCCUGGAAAUCCUGCUGAGGAAUGGGGCCCUCAGCACCCUUGUUUUCCACACAUGAAUCCUCAUGUGCCACUUUCGUCGCCUCUGUAUCAGACGACCCGUAUUAUUCGAAUCCGUCGAGACUGGAUGAUUGAAGGGGAUCUUGCACCGACUUUCUCGAACCUGUACCCCGAGAUUCUGGAUCCUGCGGGUGUCUCUGAGCAGGAAUUCCGCAUAUUGGUUGAGAGGGUCAAUAAUGAACUGAUACCCGCUUUCAGUCCUUGGAGUGUGAGGAACUUGGUUGAUGGUGUACUGGGACUUCUGACUGGCUGGAUAUGGGAUGAUAUGGGUUUCACGGCUGUGAAAAGCCGGUUGAAUAAUGUGGAAAGAUACUUGGAGGAGUGGAAUAGGGAGAUGGAAGGGAGGAGUAAGGAGGGUCUCGGUAGUGCGCCGAGGGUCGUGCCGUUGAGGAGGACGGGGUAUAUGAAUCUCGACAUCCAAGUCCCUGACCCAGAAGUCUCCUACCCAGUCUCGAAUCCUGCUGAUGAUCGAACCGGCACUGGGCUUUCACAUAAUACCCAAUAA